UAGCUCGACGAACGUAGAAUGCAGUACAGCAUCGGGCGAGUUACCAGCCGAAACAUCUUCUUGUCACUAUGCUGAUUUUACAGGUGUACUCUGCCUUUCUCUUGCAUGGACUCUGUUACCAUAUAGUAACAGGAGGACAAAGCACCUGGGGCCAGCAGUUUGUCAUUCCAUUUCUGUCAAACUUUGAGAAAAAAGGGACAAUUUACAUCAAAAUGGUGACAAAGGUGGAGACAUCGGUAUAUGUUGAAAUCCCUUGGGAAUCAAAGACAGACUCCUUCACAAUCCUAGCAUAUUCCCAACACACCGUCGAGCUUCAAUGGGACAACAGAUACGAAGAGAAUCUAGCCGUUGUGAAAAAAGCUAUGUUCAUUAAUGCCACAGCAAAUAUUACAGUCUACUCGCAUAGCUACGUGUCUAACUCGGGGUCCGGAUUCCUCGCCAUCCCUGUUAAUGUCCUGGGUGAUUAUUACAUUGCAGUAUCAUACACAAGGACGUUCUUUAAUACAUCCAUCGUUGUAGCAGCAGUUGAAGACGCCACAGAGGUGAUAAUUCAUUACAACACACAUGGUGGUGUGUGUGGUCCUGAUGGUUACCAGACGGGGGACAUCUCUAUACAUAUGCUGCAUCGACUGGACGUUAUCGGUGUCCAUUGCACUGAAGACCUUACUGGAACGUCAAUCACGAGUAACAGACCAAUCAGCGUUGUGUCAGGUAACGUCGGAGGAAAGGUCCCUGUUAACGUCAACGGCAAGGAUGUCAUGGAGGAUAUGCUAAUACCGGUGAAAGAUUUCGGGUUUGAGUAUGUGUUGACUAACGCGGGGAGAGCAGCGGGAACCAUCAACAGAAUAGUUGCGGUCGUGGACAAUACCACAGUUAAUUCAAGUUCUGGGGCUGUCUACUAUAUCAAUUCCCUCGACUUUAUUGACAUUGACACAGACACACACGGUGAGCAGUGCAUCCAGACAUCUGAUCCUGUCAUGGUCGUAGCCUUUGGGAAAGGCGUCAAGGUUAACACUGACAAAAAAGGGGACCCCUUUAUGGCAGUAAUUCCAUCAACAAAUAGUUUCUCGAACGAUUAUUUUAUUGGUUCUGAUUUGGGACAAGGUAUCGGAGCAUAUUCAGGUUCUGACUUUAUAACUGUGAUUGCAUCUGUAGAUAGUAUUGGGGCCUUAGAGGCGAUGUUGAAAGCAACCCAUACUCCUUUGAGUAACAGUAAUUAUGGUGUAAUACACACCCAGAUAACAACAUGGCCUCUCCAGCUGCAGACUGACAACAAUACCAUCUUCGGUGCCACGCUGUACUCGGUGUCAUUAAAGUUUCGUGGAGUCGCUUUUCCGUUAGGCAUGGUAUUAGAGCCGCAGAUAUGCUGGAGCAGCACGUGUCUGAACAACGGCAUCUGCCAUGUAGUAAAUGACUCUUUUGUCUGCGAAUGUCAAUCUGGCUUUACUGGAGAUGUUUGUCAAUAUGAUCCAGAUACUUCAUUACUCACGUCUGUUAGUCUGGUGACUAAUUUCCUUGUCGCUGACUCCACGAUCACCCCCAAUUCAGGAUUAGGCCUCACAGAAUUACCUUCCACACAGACAGUUGACUCGGCGACCGUGUCUCUACCACUGGUUACCCCUUCUACAACUACGUAUGCAACAACGCCAUUGUCGGAAACGGAGUACCAUACAUUAACAACCUCUCUAACAAUGUCCCAAUUCCAACCACACAUAUCGACAAGUCCGGUACAACCAGGUAUUUCUUCUGAGUUAAAUAUGAUACCCACGACUUUGAACGUCGAUGUAACCUCAACAGAAACAAUCCUGACAAGUAACUCUGCAAUGACACAAAUCCCACUAUAUAUAUCAACAACUUCGAUCCAAAAGGAAAUUUCGUUUGAAUUACCUGGAAUAUCUACUACAUUAAAGGCCGGUGCCACACCCACAGAAGCUAUUCUGGCUAAUUUGUUCAGAAAGGCCAACAGUAUCAAGGACACUACUUCAAGCGCAUGCUUGUGCCUUUGUAAAGGUGCUCGUCUCGAGGUACUGGAUGAGGCAGUCGUGAAGGAGGUCACUGACGAGAUUAAGGAAGAACUCCUGUUGGAUACCAAAUCAUUGUCGAAAACUGUACGCAAAUACAUCAGUGCCCCUGACGAGAGAAGUAGUGCCAAAGAUGUUGGCACACUUGGAAUCGUGUUACUGUCUUUUACGUUUGGGCUGAUGAUAGUACCAGACAUUCUUAGCUGUUGCAAAGCCUUGUACCGUGCCCUUAAACGUGAGCAACAACCUAGGCAGCGCAUUGACAUUCACUGACACUUCUUUAUCACACGUUUAUAAUUUAGGAGAAAAACCGAGCUGUAGUGUUUGAAAAUCAGAGGAAUGUUAUUCUAAGUUUUCUCGUUUGAAACGCUAUUAUUUUAGUUUCGAUUUAGAGGCUAUUCAUUCGUUACAUAAUAUUCCUCUAUUUUCUAACUGUAGGUUUAUCUCCAUUCUACCAUGACCGAUUUAAUAAUUAUGAAAUCCUUUCGUACCGUGGCUAACGUUGGUUGAUCAGGCGAGGCUCAUAUAACUCGUCUGCGAAAGCGUUGGAUGGUUUCUCUGACACUUUCCCAAGAUGUUAUACGCCAACAUGAAAACGAAAACACCUCGAGGAGAAAAACACAACAUUUACAUAUGUUCGAUGAGAAGCAGCUGUUGUCAUACACGUUUAAAGACAACAUACCGAUCGCGUUUCCUAUCAGCGGUCAUGACCUGGCUAUUUUCUGUAGUUGUACGCGCCGUUUCUUACAUUCUGACCUGUUUGAAAUUUGAAGAGGCAUUGAAAGAUACAUGACGGUCUGUCUAAUCCGAAAUCUGUACAAUUAAGACGAAUACCUUGUUAACACGAUCCAAGUGUGUCAUUACGUGGUAAAGAGCUCAUAAAAUCAUACAAACACAUUUCACACUGGUCGUUGAAGAAAAUGACCAAUCGGAAUCCAGUAUUUGACGGAGUCAUGGGGAAUGUUGAGUUGUGAUUUCGAUUAUAAUCAUUUCUGUGUGACGUUAUUGGGUUUAAAAUGUCCGUGUUGUCUUCACAUUUCAA
This is a messenger RNA of Haliotis rufescens (red abalone), 3063 nucleotides long. RefSeq names its product IgGFc-binding protein-like. Bases 69 to 2294 code for a protein of 741 amino acids. The record is from RefSeq and is a predicted model, not a curated record. The transcript is spliced from 5 exons. NCBI's taxonomy places the organism in Eukaryota, Metazoa, Mollusca, Gastropoda, Lepetellida, Haliotidae.